Gryllus bimaculatus (two-spotted cricket) is the source of this 6465-nucleotide messenger RNA. NCBI's taxonomy places the organism in Eukaryota, Metazoa, Arthropoda, Insecta, Orthoptera, Gryllidae. The record is from the annotation of a GenBank genome assembly.
GAGCAAAGAGUGUACACAUCCAAGAUGUGAGAGUUUUCAGUCUGUUUCGGUCCGUCCAGUCCCCGCCCCUUAUUGGUAUUAUGGCUGGUGUUUCCUGUCAUUUCAAGUGGGAUUCGACGUUUAGUAUGUGUUGUUAUUGAUGGUUCGAACGCUAUUUGUCUUCCAUGACGAAUAAUGAUCAAGAGAUAGGUUAUUAAUAUGUAAGUGUUGUAAAUUUCCAUCAAUAUGGCAUCGAAGAACGAAGCAUGGAAGGAUUGUGCUGACUGGUUAAUAAGAUGUGAAGUUUUAAGACCUGAUCAUAAAGCAAAUUGGCCGGAUGCAAAAAUAGAAGAUUUGGCAUACACUCUUCGCGAUGGAGUACUUUUGUGUAAUUUGUUAAAUAUCGUGGACCCGAGUUGCAUUGAUAUGAAAGAUGUUAAUCAGAAACCUCAGUUAGCUCGAUUCCUUUGCCUACGCAACAUUAAAACUUUUCUCCAAACCUGUCAGGAUGCUUUUGGCCUUAAGGAAAGUGAUCUAUUUGAACCGUCCAUGUUAUUUGACUUGUCUGAUUUUUAUAGAGUUCUCAACACAUUGUCCAAACUAUCUAACAGUACUAAGCUUCAAAGAAAAAAUAUACAAGGGUUUUCCGUGCACAAGAAUCGAAGUGUUUCACAAGAGGAUAUUUACAAGAAACUGAAUUCGAACAAUGCCGUUAUAUCACCAAAUCAAAAUAUUAAUUGGGAGACUAUUGAUCGUAGCUGGAUUGAAUUUACUAUAAAAUGUCCGUGGUCAGAAAACCAUGAUGAAGAAGUGUAUGAGGAUCUGUGUUAUGUAACAUUUUCUUCUUCCCCUGAGACACAUUCUUCUGUUAGUCAUAGUCUGGAGAAGCGUGAUUAUGUCAUAAAGGAAUUGGUGGAGACUGAACGCAACUAUGUGGAUGUGUUGAUGACUGUCCAGAAAUGCUUCAUGCGCCCUCUGAAUAAUUUACUCAGAGAAGAAGAUGCAAAAAUUAUAUUUAGUGGCAUGAGGGAAUUAGCAGAGAUUCAUCAGAGAUUUCUUAGACAUUUGCACAAAGCAGUUGCCCCAGGAAGCAAUGAACGCCUAAGUGAAGUUUUCUUAAAUUGGCGUGAAAAAUUUCUUAUCUAUGGAGAUUAUUGUGCAAACUUAACCAAGGCUCAAACAUUGAUUCAAGAUGUUUGUGCACGCAAUGAGCUUGUUAACCAGGAAGUUAUAAGAUGCCAACAAGAAGCAAAUAAUGGAAAAUUCAAACUUCGAGAUAUUCUUUCUGUUCCAAUGCAGCGCAUUUUGAAGUAUCAUUUGUUACUAGAUAAAUUGAUAUCUGAGACUCAACCAAAUCAUGAAGACUACCGUGGGUUGGAACGAGCUAAAGAGGCUAUGGUUGAUGUGGCUCAGUUCAUAAAUGAAGUAAAGCGUGAUUCUGACAUGUUACAGUUGAUGCGAGACAUUCAGGCCAGUAUAUCAGACUGGAACAUAUCAGAUAACACUGACUUAAAGAAUUACGGACGUCUUUUGAAUGAUGAUGAGCUACGCAUCAGAGCACAUGAUGAUCAAAAAGUUAGAAUGAGAUAUGUUUUUAUCUUUGACCAAGCCAUGAUUCUUUGCAAAUCAAUUAGAGGGGAGAGUAUGUACAGUUAUAGAGAAUCGUUAAAUCUUGCUGAAUAUAAGGUUGAAGAUCCUUAUACCAGAGGAGUGUUGAGAAGUAAUGCACGGUGGAGUUAUCAAUGGUUUUUGAUUACAAAAUCUCAGCGUACCGCAUACACAAUGUAUGCAAGGACCGAAGAUCUUAAAAGAAAAUGGAUUAAGGCUAUACAAGAAGCAUUAGAUAAUAUUGAACCAAAUGGGUGUCGUCAUACAGAUCACAAAUUUGUUAUGCAUACAUUUGAAAAGCCAACAACAUGUAAUCAUUGCAGCAAGUUUUUGAAAGGAUUAAUUUUUCAGGGUUAUCGGUGCGAGAAAUGUGAUAUAUCUAUACACAAAAUGUGUAUUCCAAACUCUGGUAGAUGUGGUGUUAGGGAACCUCCAGAAUUGCCACCAAGGCCUAUUGUACCUAGUCCAUCCCCAUGUCAAGAACAAAAUGGAGAAUCAUCCCCAUGGAUGGAUCAUCGUCAUCUUAGUGAAUAUUUAUGGUUUGUUGGAGAAAUGGGACGGGAUCGUGCAUCUCAUUUGCUGGAAAGAAGGGUGAACGGAACAUACCUCUUACGUAUUAGACCUCAGGGACCUACACAUGCCAAUGAAACUGCAUAUGCUCUCAGUCUGAAAACCGAUGACAAAGUGAAACAUAUGAAGGUAUAUGGUAAACAAAUGGAUGGGACAAUGCACUAUUAUCUCUCUGAGUCAAGAUUUUUUAAAAGUAUUGUGGAACUUAUUAACUGUUAUGAACAGUCCAGUCUUGGAGAAAAUUUUGUUGGGUUGGACGAGACUUUAAAAUUACCUUACAGGCAGGUAGUUGCUAUUGCAGAAUUCGACUUUGUGCCCAAGGAGCCCAGUCACUUGCAGCUUCGCAAAGGGUGCCAUGUGCUGAUUCUUGGGAAAGAGAGAGAUGCCAAUGGGUGGUGGAAAGGCAAGGUGCAAGACAAGAUUGGUUUCUUUCCGAAGAAUUAUGUACGUGAACUCUCAGAUUCAUUCAACUUUAUGAACCUGGAUUCAUAAACUCUAAAAAGUAACUGGUUUGCCUUGGCAGGGGAUUUUGUUCUUGUAUGACCCGUCCACUGUUCAGUGGCUUAGUUGAAUGAAAUGCAAAAUCGGUGUAUAUGUUUGAGGGAGUGCCUGUACAGUAUCAAAGACAGAUUCUGCCAUUUAAUUGGCAGGGAAUUACUAGGAUACCUUUGCUGUUCGAAGUUUAUCAUCCAUACUAUUGCAGCUAUCAUUGAUUGUACAUUUUGUUUAAAUGUUUCUGGUGGAUUUACCAGAUGUUAUUACGGUGCUCAUCUAGUGUUAGUAGUGUUAUACAUAAAAGCUGCCAAAUAUCAUUUAUAGACUGAUAUGUAGUUGUAAAGUGGAUUUGGAAGUAAUUUUACUCAAGUUUGUCAUAGUAUUGGUGUAUUUGUGGAUACUGUUUUAGAAUUUGUUUUUGAGGUUCAUUAUAAAAUUGCUUUCCUCAACACAAAGGAAUUUAAAAGCACACUUCUUGACCACAUUUUGAAUUACUUUUUUCUGAUAUAUAUUGAGAUGUACAUUUUUAUGUAGCUUAAUUUUAAUAUGUUGAUACAAAUUUACAAGAUUGGUGAAUUACUUUGCUCUUUUAGAAAAUUCAUGUAAAAUCUCUUGAAAAUGUUGUUACAUGAAUACUAUGUUAUGUAUGUCUUGUAUGUUUUUAGUUGUUUGAAUGAAUGUUAAAUAUCUAUAUGAAUGUGUGUGUAUGCUGUAUAUGUGAAUGUACAAGGUUUCAAUGUUUGCGAAAAAUACCUGAUAGGGAAAGAAAAAAAUAUGUUUGUUGCUGUUGAAUGAAAAUUUUAUAGGUGUAUAAGUGUUGAAGUUGCCUAUCAUGAGUAAUCGUGAAACAUGUUUGAUGUAAAAAGAUGUAGUCUGUUCAUGAUUUUAAAAACUUGAAAAUGAAAUGAUAGUUGUACAUUUGAGAGCAGUUUGACAUUUAGAAGAAAGUUUUCUGUUGUACAUUACUUUAUAUAAACUUAUACAUGCUAGGCUAGCUUCUUAAAUUUUUUCAGGUAGUCAGAAUGCAUGUAUUGUUAUGUUUAGCAGCUGUUGAAACCUGACAUUGGUUUUUAAAUAAAUGUCAUUCAGCGUUUUAUUCCAGAGAUUCACAGCAUAGGAAUUGAGAUAUAUUGGCUCACUAAACUGAUUUUCAUAAAGAAUCUUCCUUGCAGAUUUUAAAUCGGAUACUUUCUGUAAAGUAACAGCAGUUGGAAUGGGAAUGCUCAGAAUAAAUAUAUAUUUUGGUUAAUUCUUCUGUACUACAUUUUAAAAUACAAUAUUUUUGCAAUAUAUUAUGGUAAAGAGAUUAACACCAAUGCAACUAAAUGUACACUCAUAAGAUGUAAUUUUGAGAAUCUAUUUGUAGUGUUCUUCUCGUAAUGGAAAUUAGAAUUAUGGUUUCCCAUUCUCAUUAGUUUUGGAUUUGCCCUCUUAAGUAUGUGUUAGGUGAAGAAAUUGUUGAAAUUUCUUGAAGCUAUGUUGUAUUCUUGCUCAUGUUAAUAUUUAUAGAUCUUGUAAACAUUAAGGCAGUUGGUGACCCUAUUGAAGUUCCUUUCACUGCAAACAUGAUUCACAGUAUUUUGUGAUUCAUUUUGAUCAUAGAUAUAGUUUUUGAAGUUAAUACAUUUACAAUGGAUGCUGUGAUUCUUGAAUGUGCUUUUGCAUGUUCAUUUACUGCAAAUGGAUUCUGUGUAAUAGAAAAAUAAAACAGAAAGGCAAAUAGAGAAUGUUUGCAACUUAUAUCUUGAAAAGAAAUUAUUUUCCAGUACACUUACCAGUAUUUAAAGAGCACCACAUUGAAGAGUUUUGGGUAGACAUUUCUUUCUUUGUCUCAUAAAUGUAUUUUUGAUGGUAUUGUGAGAUGUGAAGAAUUUGAACAAUUAUGUAGGACUUUCUCUGUUUUCAGUAUGACUAGGAAUGAAUACUAGUCUAAUUCUUGUAAUAAAUUUAUAAGCUAAUAUACAGAAGAUUAAUUUUAUUCUUAAUGUUGAGAGCUCAUCGUACAAUAAAUUUUUUCAAUGUUUCAUUCAUGAACAUAGUUUCAUUCAGUGUUCAUCGUAUGAUCUUAAAUGCACAAACAGCAAAAACAGAAUGAUCAAUGAAAGUUCAUUUUCAUGUGACUUAGAGAUUUGUAUUCAAACAAACCAAUUUUCAGUCCAUUUAAUUUUAUUUUAAAUGUAGACUUAAAUUAUACUAGUCUGUGACUUUGAAUGUUGCUGGAAAAAAUUUCCUGGCCAUGAAUAAUUCAAAAUGUGUGUUUCUAAAAAUUUUUUCCCCUUCAAAUAUUGAUAUUAACAAUUUUCAUUAGUGAUUUGUCUCAACUGACAAAACAACAGAAUAUAUAAAUGUUAAAGUUGAACAUUAAAUAUCAUGAUCUUUUUACUUCAAUAAAUACCAUCCAAUGAAGAUUUCAUAAAUCAUACUUUUUACAAAAUUUUGAUGAACAGAACUUCAGUAGAUGGACAGUUGAGGAAAGUACAGUUGUACAUGCAGAAUUUUUACUACUGCUGUAUUGGUGAAGUACAAAUAUAAUUGCUAUCAUUUCAAUAUUCACAAUUCUUAUUUAAUCUUCACACCAUCCAUUCAUGAAUAUAAACACCCACCAUGUUCCUACUGUCAAAGAGGACGUCGCUCUUCUGAAUUCUGUGUCUGGGAGAGGAUGUGUUUCAUCAUCUCAGCACCAAUGCUCUUUACAAAACGCAGCAGAAUCGUAGAAGAAUGGGAACAGAAUUUUGGAAAAUUACACAUGAAUUGAUUUUGAUAAAUAAAUAGAUAAAUACCAAGAGGUAAUUUUGUAAUUUUUUCUUCUAAAACUUCGUUAAUUUAUUUUCUGAAUUGACUGAACAAUACCACUCCUGUGAGUGUCUGCUGAAAUAAGCUUGAUAACAAUUUGUCCUGCAUGAAAACCAAUGUGUGUUUGACAACAGGAUGUGAAUUGCUUUUUAGAACAAUAUACUGAGCAUGAUUGUAUAUAAUUUUAAAUACAUUUCCUUGCUUAUAUCCACCGAACUUAUUUUGUCAGCAAAUUAUUUGAACCAACUUAAGUACAACGUAAAAGAUUGUAUUGUUGUGUAACUUUGUGGUAUCGCUAUUUUAAGAAAAGUAUUUUGAAUUGUUUCUGUGAUUUGAAUAUCCUUUAGCAUCAGGAUAAAGGCAAAGAAUAAAGCGAGCAGAACAAAGAUCUUGUACGAACUCUUGAGGUUUUUUUGUGAGUAAAGCCCCUCAAUCAUAUUUUAGUGAUGCCUUAACCUCAGAAAGUCUUCCAGUUCACGUGUACCAAAUAACAGUAGAUUUGGUAUCCAUAAGGAGUCAGUUGCAGAUGAAAAUUCCAUUCAGAAUUUGAAUGCUAUCUGCCUUGUGCAUUGAUCUCCUGAGGGAGCCAAUUACUUCAAAUUAUCCACUUAGGACGUUGAGGACCUUUGAGCAAAUGCUCUUUGAAUGAAAUUCUCUGCUGGAUUAAGGUUAUGAAUGAACCACUUCACUGCAGCAUCAAGCAUUUAAACUAUUUGGGCCACACAAUUUCCUCUAUCCAUUUCAAUUCAGAGCUAACACGAACAAACAGAGCUGUCUUAUUUCCAGAGCAUGGGCUGGGGCUACUACUGAAAACACCCAUGAGAACAUCUUGUCCAUUUUCAUCCUGUUGCACCAAUGGGCCUCCAGAAUCACCGUCGCAGGCGUUGUUCCUUCGAUGCUGAGCGCAUAGGAUGCGGUUGCCGAGGCCUUUUGGCAGCCUCGACCUGCCCUCGAUUGGGCAGUCUGCCUCCGCCAGCUCGAUCAUUUCUGCCUUCUUCAAGUCUCCUUUGAAGGCGGAUU